Molecule: messenger RNA, 411 nt
Organism: Paramecium pentaurelia
Lineage: Eukaryota; Ciliophora; Oligohymenophorea; Peniculida; Parameciidae
Source: the annotation of a GenBank genome assembly
AUGCUAGCUUAUCGACAUAAAGUAGAUUAUCCACCUAAAGGAGGAGUCAAUAAGGGCUAAAUAAUCCGAUUAAAAUGUAGCUGCCCUCCUGAUUGUUAAUGCAAAUCUUCUGAAAUAAGAAAUUGGCAUCAUAAACCAUGUUCUGAUUAAUGUUUCAUUAGUUAAUAUGGUGAUAUAUUUUGUAAAAAUCACUUAAACGAUUGCGAUGGGUUUUUCAUCAAAGAUGCUUCUUUUUAAUGCGCUGCAGCUAAAUAAGCCAACACUUGGAAUUAAUAUAGAGCAGCUUCAUAAUUUUUAAUGGCAUUAGCUUAAGGUGUUCAAGCUGCUGAAAUUUCCCUUGAUAAAGGCAAUGCAGUAAUCUCAUUUAUAGCUAGUUUAAAUACAGAAGUAGUAAGGAGAUGGAAUUAAUGA